UAUCAAACCUGUCAAGUCUCACCUUCAAUAUACCCAGCCAGACGGUUUUGUUCAGUAUGUGGAUUCGCCAGCGAUUACAAGUGUCUGAGAUGUGGUAUGAAAUAUUGUUCAACGAAAUGUUUAUCAACACAUACAGAAACUCGAUGUUUAAAAUGGACAGCUUGA
Molecule: messenger RNA, 165 nt
Organism: Mucor mucedo
Lineage: Eukaryota; Fungi; Mucoromycota; Mucoromycetes; Mucorales; Mucoraceae
Exons: 1
Biological process (GO): chromatin remodeling
Cellular component (GO): Swr1 complex
Molecular function (GO): nucleosome binding
Source: RefSeq, a predicted model, not a curated record